This is a messenger RNA of Panthera uncia (snow leopard), 3710 nucleotides long. RefSeq names its product synaptotagmin-1. Gene Ontology annotation, molecular function: calcium-dependent phospholipid binding; phosphatidylserine binding; clathrin binding. The transcript is spliced from 3 exons. Gene Ontology annotation, cellular component: synaptic vesicle membrane; dense core granule; axon. Gene Ontology annotation, biological process: regulation of calcium ion-dependent exocytosis; regulation of dopamine secretion; cellular response to calcium ion. The record is from RefSeq and is a predicted model, not a curated record. Bases 521 to 838 code for a protein of 105 amino acids. Lineage: Eukaryota; Metazoa; Chordata; Mammalia; Carnivora; Felidae.
AAGGCCUACGUAAAUCCCACUUAUUCAUUCAGCAAAAAUCGAAUAGCGCCAGGCACCGUUUAGUAAAUACUGAGAGAAUACCGCAAAGUUCUGUCCUUCGGGAGUUCCGUUCUACUGGGGGACAGGAGGAGGAAGAUGAAAGCAACUUGUUCUGGCCCCACUGGCCCCGCUAGAAAAGUCGUCUUCACACGGCCCACGGGUCUGGCCGGCUCACGCGGCCACCGCAGCCACAGCCUGCGGCCGCACUAGUGCCAGCGUCUCCAACUCUCGCGUUGUUUGGGACCCGCUGCGUGGGACCAGGGGCGCUGCCGCACGGACCUGCUGCACAAGAUCACCUGCCGCCAGAUCACCGCCUCGAGGUGAAGGCGGAGGAUGGAAGAGAUGCGCCUGCUCCUGGGAAGGCUGAGAAUGAAGAAAAUGGGGAGUCGGAGGCCUUCAAUAAGGUAGAUGGAGAAAAGGCAGAAGACAAGAAGAGGAGGAGGAAGAGGAAGACGAUGAUCCUUAUGUGAAGAUUCACCUGAUGCAGAAUGGCAAAAGGCUGAAGAAGAAAAAGACAACAAUUAAAAAGAACACACUUAACCCCUACUACAAUGAGUCAUUCAGCUUUGAGGUACCCUUUGAACAAAUCCAGAAAGUGCAAGUGGUGGUAACUGUUUUGGACUAUGACAAGAUUGGCAAGAACGAUGCCAUCGGCAAAGUCUUUGUGGGCUACAAUAGCACCGGGGCGGAGCUGCGACACUGGUCAGACAUGCUGGCCAACCCCAGGCGCCCCAUCGCCCAGUGGCACACCCUGCAGGUCGAGGAGGAGGUUGACGCCAUGCUGGCGGUCAAGAAGUAAAGGAAAGAAGCCUUUCUGCAUCUGCCCACAUAGUGCUCUUUAGCCAGUAUCUGUAAAUACCUCAGUAAUAUGGGUCCUUUCAUUUUUCCAGCCAUGCAUUCCUGACAAUUCAGUGGUACUUCAAAUCCUGUUUUAAUUUGCACAAAUUUAAACGUAGAGAGCCCCUAAGCCCUUCGUCAUGCCACUGCCCUCCAGAUCCACUCUUCUUUUAAGCAAUAUGAUGUGUAGAUAGAGCAUGACUGAAAUUAUUUAUUGUAUCACACCGUUGUAUAUACCAGUAUGCUAAAGAUUUAUUUCUAGUUUGUGUAUUUGUAUGUUGUAAGCGUUUCCUAAUCUGUGUAUAUCUAGAUGUUUUUAAUAAGAUGUUCUAUUUUAAAUUAUGUAAAUCGACUGAGAUAUAGGAGAGCUGAUAAUAUAUUAUAUGGUAAAUAUAGUAUUGUCUGCAUUCCAGCAAAAAUAUCAACUUGUAAGGCACUCGUACAGUGAAACUGACAUCUUAAAGGACAACUUAAACCUGAGCUUUCUAUUGAAUCAUUUGAGUACCAAGAUACACUUACACCACAUAUUUGCUGGGUGAAUCCAAUUUUGUAGAAUUUCUUCACAGGCAAAUUAGUAUGAUCUGAGCAGCGUCCAGACUGACCUCCAGGAAGCAUAGCCACAAACCAGAAUAGCAUCUGUCUGUACAUAGCUACAAAGCCGAAACAAGGGCUUCACUCUCACAUUCGAGGAAGCAACUGAACAGGAGCCAAUGACUUCAUAUUACUGCAUACAGAGUAACAAUAUGACGGCAUUCCGUGAGUGUGUGUGUGUGUGCGUGUGCAUGCGUGUGUGCGUGUGCAUUUGUCUGGGGAUGGGGUGGGUGGGAAGAAGCUGAGGGGAGAAGUCAGCAUUUCUGAAUUAUUGCCUGACGAUUUAAAAAGAAAAAAAAGUAGCUCUCCGUUAUCACCUUUAUACAAAAUGUGCAUCCUGUGGUGAAUUCUGUUCCAGAUUUCAUACCUAUAAUAAUUCCAAAAGGUUUGCACAUUAGACUUUGUAACAAAAUAUUUUAUUACACAAAACCAUAUUAGAAGGAAUGCAGAAUAUUUUUAACACAGCAAUCUGUGCUUAUUACACAAAAUUACUUUGUGGUAAACAGACAGUAUUGUGAUCCCGUCAAAAGAUGAAAAAAAAAAAAAAAAACAAUUAGCCAUAGUUCUGAAUGCACUUCAAUUAAGCCAAAACAGACAGCUAGUGAUCUUUUUAUAUGCUCUUUUUACUUAAAUAAGUUUUAAUUUGUCCUUUAAAAACAAAAAAGGUGAAACAAUACCAAGAACAAGUUCCAGCAAACUGAAGCAACCUCUUAUGUAUACUAGACGCUUGACUUAGGAGGAGUUUUUAACUGUUUCCAAUGUCAUUAUGUAGUAAAUGGCACUAUUACGAAGCUACUAGUCAUUCCAUAAGAGUCUUCAAGGACUGCUCUGUGUAGCACUGUGACUGCCGUGUGUGCUUAGACACGUAGUUUCCUCAGUGGACAGCACUCAGUUUAUUCCGUAGUGAUGUUGUAACAAUACUGCCAUUCCCUCCUACUGCACUGCCCAAGGUGUGUGUAGCACAAACAGUUCCCAUUACAAAGGACCAAUUCAGAACUGAAAAGCUAUGCGUAGGACAAGAGAGACACACAGAAUGGGGUGGAACACACAGCAUUUUGUCAAGCACUGUGCAAUAUUCCAUACUUUCCCCUACUAUGGUGGACAACCAGUUCGUGGAGAGGCAGCCCGUUAGCUCACGCUGCAGCCGCUCCCUCCUGUGACCCACUGUAAUUCCCAGGCCACGACAGCAGUGGUGCCUGGAAGUAGAAGCUUGUCUUCGCAAAUACCAAAACAAGAUGGAGGAAAACCAAGCAUGAGCCUCAUGUUCAGACGUUAGGAUACCAUGCCACGUUUUUUAAAACCUACAGAGAAUUCAAAAAGGGCUCAUGGGAGGCUUCACACGUGGGGCUGGUUGUUUCCUGAUAAAAGUAGAAUUCCCGUCAUUCUUCUUUUCCCAUCAAAGAAGAGGCAAGCCCUUGGCCAUUCUGCCCAGUCACAGCAAACUCGUUAGAACUGGGACAGACACAAAGGACAAAGGAGAAUAGCAUCUCCCUCUUCUGUGGAUGGGCCAUACUUUUUUUCAAACGUAGGUAAUAGAUGAUGCACAUGUCAUGAUGUGAGAUUAAAUAUCAGUUUGAACAGAAGAGUCAAAUGGGAAUCUGUCCAGUUUAAAAGACCAAACCCCACCAAAGAGAGGGAGUUGAUGGACUUUAAAAAAUCCCUUCCAUACCAGAAACUGACAUUUAAUUUCACUCUAUUCAGCUUUAAGUUGUUCACACUGAAACAAAACUUUAAAGCAAGCAGGUUCAGCUGCCGGAUAUACAUUAUUUCUUGCAUUAAAGUACUACUAAUGCAUUCUCUUGCAACACUGCCAGACAUGGGACUGUCACCAUAGAAUUAGUUGGUACUAUGCCAUCUUUCACAAGUCAGUGACCGAACCUGCUUUGAGACCAAGAUUCAUCCUCAGAUAUGCCACAUGUACCUUUCUGACAAAGCUGUGUAAAGUAUUAGAAGCUGAUGCUCUAGAAAGAUCCUAGUUGCCUUUGUGUAUAUUUACUGCCUGCUUGAGUGUUUCUAUGUGUGGGUUUUCUCUGUAUCUUGUAGAAAUGUUGGGGUGUUUUCUUCUGCCAUAUGGCUCGUGGCCCGCGAGCCAACUACUUUAGCUGUAUUUACCUUCAUUUUUGAUGAGGUGGUUUAAAUUUUGUUUCACUUUGUGUAGUGACCCCACAGUAGUUUUCUGAUUGUUGUUAAAAAUGACUUAACAUAUUACAUGGAUACUCAAUAAAAAUGUUUUAUUUCCUGUU